Molecule: messenger RNA, 4686 nt
Organism: Mytilus californianus (California mussel)
Lineage: Eukaryota; Metazoa; Mollusca; Bivalvia; Mytilida; Mytilidae
Product: zinc finger protein ZXDC-like
Exons: 13
Coding region: 47-2866 (939 amino acids)
Biological process (GO): regulation of transcription by RNA polymerase II
Cellular component (GO): nucleus
Molecular function (GO): transcription coregulator activity
Source: RefSeq, a predicted model, not a curated record
GUCAGAAAUGGCGAACCCCAUAUGGUAGAUCGAAUGGGGCUUCAAUAUGUCGAUAGAAGGGGGUCUGUCAAGUAAAGAAUAUGGCGGCACCCAUGAAAAACAUGCGACCGGCUUCAGUGUAAAUAAAGGAGACAUAUCUGACAAUUUAGUUGAGAGAACGGCAUCAUAUCAUAAAAAGAACAAUGAAGAUCAAAUUUUGUCAUUUCAAGAUGGCGACAUUAUCGAAAAAAAUAUUGACACUGACACUGAAAAUGUACAAUUUCUAUCAAGCGAAGAUCUUGACAGCUUCAGGACAGAUCCUCAAAACGAUUCCGAAUGGCUGAGAAGUAGACAAGAUAGUGUUAACUUUGACAUUCCUUCGUCGUCUUCUGAUGAGGGGGAUUUCUUUGAGGCGAGCGUCGUCGAUCUCGCCUCAGGUGGUAUAUCACUGCCACUGGACAGUGAUGUUUCUGGUGCUCAAAUGUUCAUGUCUCCUUUAAAUCAGCCCGUGUUCAGCACAACAGAUACAAAUCUAGUCAUUCCACCAUCUUCCAUUCAUCAAAACAUUAACUCUGUAUUAAAUGCAGACAUUGUCACAGGGCAGUUAUCACAGUCUAUAAAAAACAAUGAACAAACUGAUACAUGUACUACAGAAAACUCUCAAACCAUUACAAUAGUUGGCCAGAAUGAGGACAUAAAUAAUACUGCAAGACAAAGUGCAACCUACAAUGUAGGAAAGCCGCCUGGUCAAAUACGGGAUCCCACAGCAUUGAUAGCCCCUAUCAAUGCCAAUAGCCCACAGUUGAUUCAAGCAACAGCGAUUCCACAGACAAUUCAAGUGAUACCACCACAGUCCUCAGUGACUCCACAAGGGAAUAUGAAGUUUGCCACAAUUUCCAUUUCAACAGACAAACCCUCAAACUCCACCCACAUCUUGGUGAAUACAAACCAAGGCAACCAGUUAUAUAAAAUCAAUACAGCUGAUCUACAACAAGCUACAAAUGCAAUAAAACCAGCGAACGAAGGACAACAACAUCAAACAAUCCCACAAACAGGUUAUUUGCUGUUAAGUCCUGACACAUCUAACAAUGGACUUGUUAACAUUGUACAGAUGGAUGGCGUACAAAAGGUCCUACAGAUAGAAAAUUCCCCUAAAGUGUUCAUGAAUUCUUUAGAGAAUAAGAAGGUGUUCGUUUGUCCAGUAGAAGGCUGUAGUAAGAUGUUUAGGAGAUUAUCCAAGUACAAAACUCAUCAAAUGAGACAUACUGGAGAAAGGCCAUUUAAAUGUUCCAAAGCAGGCUGUGAAUGGGCGUUUACAACUCAUUACAAGUUAAAACGACAUGAAGAAUCACACGAGGGGAGGAAGUCUUUCAUGUGUCCUAUACCUGACUGUGGAGGGAAGUUCACAACCGUUUAUAAUCUCAACUCGCAUAUAAAGUUACAUAGCAGACCAUGUACAGAGCAAUGUCCUGUGGAAGAAUGUGCACUGAAGUUUGCUACCAAGAGACAGUUAGAUGCUCACAUGAAAUCACACAGUGGUCAUGAAAAAACAUACAAAUGUCCUCAUGAAGGUUGCGACAAAGUGUUCAUUUCAGCAUUGUCAAUGGGUUCUCAUCCAAGGGUUCAUCAACAUAACAAAGAAGAUCUGACCUGCACAUUUGAAGGCUGUGGGAAGGUGUUUGACAAAACCUGCAGGCUAAAACAGCAUAUGAGAUCACAUACAGGAGAAAAACCUUACAUCUGUGGGUUUGAAGGUUGUGAGUGGGCUUUUACAACAGCCAGUAAAUUAAAACGACACCAAGCCAAACACACAGGGGUCAGAAAGUGGGUGUGUGACCUCUGUGGUAAAGCUUUCAUGAGAUCUGAGCAUCUUAAAGGUCAUAAAAUCACACAUUCGGGAGAUAAACCAUUUGCCUGUCCUGUAGAAGGAUGUGGUAUUAAAUUCACUGCCAAAAGUAGUCUAUUUGUUCAUAUAAAGAAGCAUGAGAAUGGUGGGAAGAAAGUGAUGUACCACUGUCCCAUGGAGGGAUGUCUGAAAAAGUACUCCAACAAACCCUCACUGAGGGCUCAUAUUGUCAAACAUGUCAAACAGGUCAUGUCUGAGGGAAACAGUACACAGGCUGACAACUUGGAUAUCAUGCCUUACUUAGACAAUGAUCUGCCAGAUAUUGGACUGCUGGCAUCUAUAGAUGGACCCAAUUCUACAGUUCCAGAGGGUCAGACGGAAGUGACCAAUACAGACUGUCCUCAGAAUGCCCCAGUCCAAGAAACUUCCUCUGGACAAGUGAUGAUAGAUCCAUCUGAAUUUAUAGCGUCUUCUGGCAUUUCAGAAACAUCAUUCAUUACUACAGAUAGUGGUGAUGUACAACAGAUUAGUCCUGAUGUCAUCAACCAGAUCCUAUCUUCCAUGGAACGACAGGAUCAGAUGGCCACCACAACUACUGACUCGAUCGUGACACCCUCACCUAGCUCAAAGACAAAAGGAACAAUGUCAAAUAGUAAAUCAGGUGGUUCAGCAAGGACAGAUUACCAUGGUAACCAUCUGAUGAGUGAGAGAGCAAAGAAAAGAAGAAAUAAGGAGGCAUCAUCCUCAGUACCUGCCGACACUUCAUUCCAAGACACAGCAGAGAAGAAUAACUACAUGACUAAUUCUUUCACAUCAGGUGAUGGCAUGACAUCAAGAGGGAUUACAUUCCGAGAUCCAGAGACAGGGGUGUUGUAUCUACAGACCCAGCUAUUACAGGAUGACCCACCAAAUAUGGAUAUGUACUGUGAAGACCAAGAGAUUUCUCCUGACCUGCCAGUGACCUCGUGUACGCCUUUACAUGACAAUACUUCUAUACCAGAAUUUACUGAGUCUACUAUAAACUUACAAGAUCUGGAGUAGAUUAUCUAUACCAGAAUUUACUGGGUCCACUAGAAAAUUGCAGGACCUGGAGUAGAUCAUACAACUCACAGAAUCUGGAGUAAAUUAUCUAUGCCAGAAUUUACUGGGUCCACUAGAAACUUGCAGGAUCUAGAGUAGAUUCUCUAAGCCAGAAUCUCCUGGGUCCAUUAGAAACUUAAAGGAUCUGGAGUAGAUAAUAUAACUUACUGGAUAUGGAGUAGAUCAUUACAGCUGAUUGUAUUGCCGUGCUACAGACUUAAAUCACUUGACUGUUGGAGCAAGCAUUUAUCAUUAUACAACAAAAUGAUCUGAUGGGGUUGGUUUUGUUACAUUGGACCAACUUUCUCAAACUAAUUGCAUUUGUGGAUUGCAAAAGAUAUUCUUGUCAGUUGAUCAUCUGGUGAAAUGGCUAUAUUGGUUUUUUUAAACAUUAAAAUUAUAAUAAAUUUGUAUAAGACUACCAUAUAAAUAAGAAGACUGUUUAUCUGAACAUAACUUAGCAGCUUUCGUCUGGAUUCAUUGCAUUUAAAUUAAAUCUGAAGGCAGAUUACUUUCCAAGUUGAAAUCAUGCUUAAAUUGCUUUAAUGUAAAAAAAAAUUUCUGAAAAUAUUACAAACAGUAGAAAAUGUGAUUUUGAUUUAAAGAAUAUAGUAAUGAGUUCAUCAUGGCUGAUAUGAUAUUGAAUUUAGUUCUCAAAAAGACAUAAAAUUUGAUAGAAUCCAAGGGUAUUUGGUCCUUGGCUACUUAUGGUAUAAUUUAGGGUUUAAUGCAUUCAGUUUUAAGCACCACUGAACAGAAAUUGAUUUUUGAAAUGCACAUUCUUUAAAUUUUGUAUUGGUGUCUUUUGUAAGACUGGUGUUCAUGUUGACUUUUUCAAACAAAAGUGCUAUGAUAUUUAGGUAUAAUGUACAUUAUUUUCUUGAAUGUGCAAUAUUCCUGUAGUUUUAGUUUUAUUUGUUAACAAAGAAUUAAGUGAUCAAAAAUAUAUAUAAAAUUCUGUUGGUUGAUGCACAUAACAUCUUCGACAGAUGUUUAAAAUAUAAUUGUAACAACUGAUUGUCUAUUAAACUAUGAUAAAAAUAUUAGCCUUAUUAGGAAUCAAACAGGACUGAAUUUAAUUGUUUGGUAAAUAAACAGGUAUUUUGUUUAGACAUGUUAGAGGCAACACAACAUGUUAAAAGAAAGUUGAUAAGCUAUAUCUCGAUAUUUUGUUCACUGGAAAUAUUUUCCAGUAAUUUUGCAUAACAAAUAUUCCAUGUAAAAUUCUACAGGGGAAAAAUUCAAACCUAUGUAUCUUUUAAAAAUACUAAAUGUUAUAUAAUCAAAACAAGACAAAGGUAGAUAGAUGUUGUUAUGUAUUAAUCACAGCAUUACAGAUUUGUCAAUAAUGAAAAUAUUAAAAAUUAUACUAUGAAGGUAAUGCUGCACAUGCAAGUUCUUAUAAUUUUUAAUCAGUAAUUGGGUAAUUGGUCACUCCUUUCAAGGAUACUGUUUGGUUUGAUUUCACCUUUGAAAUUAUGGCUCAUCUGAAUAAAUUUAGAAUGGACUUUUCUUUUAGGAAUAUAAAUUGAUAUUUUAUUGAUAUUUUAUAGAGUACCGAGCUUUCCAAUACAUUAUAUACCACAAAAGUGUUGUGUUGUCUGUAAAAUAGUUUCAAAUGUGUGUAGAAAAUUGACAUGUAUUUUGUAAGAUUGAAUUAUAUGAAUAAGCGGGUUUUACUGCAAACUUCAUAUAGAAUGGUUUUUCCAUUCAUCAUUUUGAAUUGUAUUUUGUUACAAUUAUAGAUGAUAUAUUGUUAUAAAUAAAUCUGUUGUCAGUUA